Molecule: messenger RNA, 1689 nt
Organism: Ylistrum balloti
Lineage: Eukaryota; Metazoa; Mollusca; Bivalvia; Pectinida; Pectinidae
Product: queuine tRNA-ribosyltransferase accessory subunit 2-like
Exons: 12
Coding region: 158-1363 (401 amino acids)
Molecular function (GO): tRNA-guanosine(34) queuine transglycosylase activity
Source: RefSeq, a predicted model, not a curated record
UUCGGUUCGUCACAAAUGAGAUUGACGUGCAGUACAGACAAACAGAAUAUAACUUUUGUAUCCUGAGAUUUCUUUGUAGUCUCUGCAAUGAAUCAGUGAAUAAGUGAACACUCUUUGGUAAAUCAAACUGGAAAAAACCUGUUCAUCCACUACAAAUAUGAAGUUUGUGGUGAACAGCGUAAAGAAUGGAGGAUGUCGCUUGGGUGUUAUGUCAGAAUUUGGGUUACAUGGUAAAAAGACAGUUGAUACCCCAAUGUGCAUGCUGUAUACUAGGAGAGGUAGUGCCCCUCACCUAACAGCAGAUAUGUUAAAGAAAAUUCAGUAUUUACCUCCUUUGGCACAAAUGUCUCUCACUAACAUGGUAGAGCAUCAGGAAACCUUGGAGGCAUUUAAGGAAGGAAUCGGAAAAUUUGCAAAUAUGAAGGACUAUAUUGUGUACAUGGCUCUCCAUGAUCCCGCUACAGAGGUGAUGUCAGGACAGAAUGAUACAGCAACUGUUGGUGUGUGGACUAAAUCAGGCAAAGUCAAAAUGGAUGUAGAUAUGUUUAUGCGAGUACAAGAAGCAUUCAAGCCUGACAUUUACCAAGCCCUGAGUGACGGGGACACAGAUCUCAAGGCGGCAAAGAAGAGGACGAACAAGUCUGUGACUAGGACAUUGUCCUACCUUGACCAAAUACUGGAGAGAUUACCCAAAUCUGAGAUACUAAAGGACGCAGCCUUAUUUGGUGUAAUAGAGGGAGGUAACUCCAUGUUUGAGAGAUGUCGCUCAGCUCGGGAAACUGGGUCUAGAAAUGUGGCAGGAUUUGUUAUUGAAGGAUUCCAUACACAGGGACCAAAGACAGAGUUUUUCAAAAUGUCUGAUAUUAAAGACAUAUUGAAACAGACAGUGGAUUGUCUUCCAGAUGACAAACCACGACUGAUGCAUGCAGCGCUCCCUCCAGAUCAGGUCCUAGAGGCGAUAGAGUUAGGUCUGGACAUAUUGGACAGUUCAUAUCCUUACCUUGUCACAGAGAGAGGGGCUGCUCUAGUGUUCAACUUCAUCCACAAAGCUAACCCAGAGAAUAUGAACGGGAACAAGAUUGUUCAAAAAGGAUGGGAAAUAGAUCUCAAUGAUAAAAGAUAUUUUGAAGACUUUGGUCCUUUGUUAGAAGGCUGCUCAUGCUACACAUGCAAAAACUUCUCCAGAGCCUACAUAAACCACUUACGGAAUACAUCAGAACUGCUUGGGUCUGUGUUGCUGAUGAUACACAACUUCCAGCACUAUUUCCACUACUUUGAGGCAAUCCGGGAAGCUUUGGCAGAUGACAAAUAUGAACAAUUAAAAACUCAUAUAAACAGACAGAAUCUUGGAAACAACAGCUGAUAGUGGCAUGCUUUUAUAUCACUAGAAAAACGUCAGAUCUUCAGGAAAUAUACAUACUUUAUAAUCAGAAACAUUAGUUGUUUUCAUGGCAUCAGACAAACUAGGAAAAUAUUACAUAUCAACAAAUGUUGUUAAGCUGGAAAUUAUGUCAAUCAGUCAAUAGCUGUGAUGAAAUAUACAAUGACAUCGUGAAAUCUACACAGGUUUAGUGCUUAGUGAGAAACCUACAGCAGGUGUUAGUGGGAUGAAAACCUAGGUGUGGAAGAACAAUAAUAACAGAGUACUGCAGAGAUAUUUCACAAGUGUAUUGUAAUUUACUUAUUACC